This is a messenger RNA of Arachis stenosperma, 1176 nucleotides long. RefSeq lists its product as uncharacterized. The record is from RefSeq and is a predicted model, not a curated record. The coding region runs from base 1 to 1176 and encodes 391 amino acids. Lineage: Eukaryota; Viridiplantae; Streptophyta; Magnoliopsida; Fabales; Fabaceae. The transcript has a single exon.
AUGAAUCGCUCUGCAUCUCCGAACGGUACGAACUCUCGCAAUCCCUCUCCGAACGGUGCGAACUCUCGCAAUCCCUCAACCAAUUCAACCUUGGACCUGCACAGCCCCUAUUAUCUUCAUCCAUGUGAGAAUCCUAUAAUCUCGAUAGUGAAUGUGACUUUAACUGCUUCGAAUUAUCACUCUUGGUCCAGAAAUAUGAGAGUUGCAUUAAAAUACAAGAACAAGUUGCAGUUCAUUGAUGGAACCCUAACGAAACCUGAAGAAACUGAUUCUAAUUUUUUAGCUUGGGAAAAAUGUAAUACCUAUGCAGUAGCUUGGCUGAAUCUGUCCCUAAGUAGUGAAAUCUCUCAGAGCGUUAUUUGGAAUGAAAAUGCAUAUGACAUGUGGAAUGAUCUCAAGCACAGAUAUCAUCAAGGAGACAUAUUUCGAAUUGUUGAUCUAGAGGAAGAAAUGUACACAGCUAAACAGGGAGAACUUAGUAUAACUGCCUAUUUUACUAAACUGCGAAUCAUUUGGGAGGAAUUGAAAACUUUUUUACCUAUUCCGAGUUGCGUCUGUGGUGUAGAAUGCACAUGUGAUUUAGGAGUGAUGAGAAAAUAUAGAAAGCAGCGCCAAUUAGUGAGAUUACUGAGAAGUUUGAAUGAAGAGUAUGGUACCGUUAGGUCUCAAAUCAUACUCAUGGCACCUUUACCUGAUGUGAAUGCAGUUUUUGGCAUGUUAACUCAACAAGAGAGGCAAUUCCACUCCUUAGAUAAUGGUGAACCCAGGGCUCUCAUAAGCUCUUCUGACCUGAUUGAGAAUGAGAAGCACUUUCAACAUCAAAAUGCAAAUGGCUAUAGGGGCAGAGGUCAUUCUAGCCGAGGAAGGGAUGGUAGAGGAGGAAGAGGGCCUCUCAAACUAUGUUCUUUCUGUCACAAGACAGGACACUUGGUAGACACGUGCUAUAAGAAAUAUGGACCCCCUCUACAUAUGAGACAACCACAAAAGGCCUUCAACUAUGCAACAACCUCACCUGGUGUGAAAAUUGAUAAGUCAAGUGAGGCAUUGCUGCAGCUUUCAACUCAGAAAAGGGAAUGCAAGACAUCCACGUUUUCUUUAUCUCAAGAACAAAAAGACACUUUAAUUGCUCUUAUUCAACAGGACAAUUCCUCACAGAUUGGUCAUGUCAUCAACUAA